This is a messenger RNA of Drosophila eugracilis, 911 nucleotides long. Its product is annotated as translocon-associated protein subunit gamma. Gene Ontology annotation, cellular component: membrane; endoplasmic reticulum. Lineage: Eukaryota; Metazoa; Arthropoda; Insecta; Diptera; Drosophilidae. Gene Ontology annotation, biological process: SRP-dependent cotranslational protein targeting to membrane. The transcript has 2 exons. The coding region runs from base 107 to 679 and encodes 190 amino acids. The record is from RefSeq and is a predicted model, not a curated record.
GUUUACACGUCACAAUCCGUCGACGCCGAUAACGAAUCGUAUUCUUGCAUUCGUGUACACUCCACCUCAGCCUUCGCUACUUUCUCUACGAAAAUCUAACCGAAAAAUGGGCUCCGGUAAGCAACAAAAAGUGCAAUCCUCGGGAUUCACCAAGGAGGAGGAGCUGCUGCUGCAGGACUUCAGCCGCAACGUGAGCACCAAGUCUUCGGCGCUUUUCUACGGCAAUGCCUUCAUCGUGUCAGCGGUUCCAAUCUGGCUCUUCUGGCGCAUCCAUAACAUGGAUUUGUGGCCCAGUUCCAUCCUGUUCGUUUUGGUGACGGCGGCUAGCACUUAUCUAAUGGCCACCGCCUACAAGAACAUCAAGUUCCAGCUGAAGCAUAAGAUCGCCGGAAGGAGGGAGGAGGCUGUGACCCGCGAGGUCAACCGCCAGGUGGGCGACGAUAAGAAGGUUACCCGCAAGGAAAAGGAUGAGCGCAUCCUAUGGAAGAAGAACGAGGUGGCUGACUAUGAAGCCACCACCUUCUCCAUCUUCUACAACAACGCCAUCUACUUGGCUGUGAUUAUUUUUAUCAGCUUCUUUAUCCUGAAGAACUCGACGCCGUUCAUCAACUACAUCUUUUCCGUGGGUAUCGCCAGCGGCGCCCUGGCGCUCUUCUCCACCAGCGCCCAGACGAACUAAGUGAAAUCGCCGCCAUGUCAUCCCAUGUUCAUGUACUCGUAAUGUAAGGCCCUUCAAGAGAUUUCCUGGGACAGCUAGCUGGUUCCUUUUCAUCCGUCAGCCCUAUUCCCAUUGGCGUUUCCAGCAAUGCGAGCAUAGAAAUUUUAUAAUAUAAACACCAACUUGUUGUCUUUCUUGUAGAAAGCUGAUAGACUUCCAUAUGCAGAUGAUUUAAUAAAUUGUAAAGGUAAAA